AUGUGGGACGACGAGGAUAACAACCCGUACGGCUCGUUCAACAGACGCGACUCGGAGGCCUCCGACGCUCCCGCCUUCCGUCAAGCCCCUUCGACACCACCCUCGGGUUCGAGCAGUCCGCAACCCUCCACACCUGAAUACCACCGCCCAGACGACCACCACGAUGACGACGACGAGGACCUGUCGCAGUCGCGCAGGAUCGAACCCAAGAAGGGCGGUUACCACAGUCGUAUCGAGCAGAUCCUCUACGAGAACCCCGACCUUGACAUCCAGAUUGUCCACGCCGGCAAGAACACUGAGGGCGGAGGCAGCUACAUAACCUACACCAUUAGAACUGGAGAUAUCGAAGUGCGAAGACGAUACAGCGAAUUUGCGUCGCUGAGAGCGACCCUUGUCGCCCUGCACCCGACUCUCAUCAUUCCGCCAAUCCCCGAGAAGCACUCCAUCACCGAUUACGCCUCCAAACCCACAAAGGCGAAAGAGGAUCUAGGCAUCAUUGAGCUACGCCAGCGUAUGUUGACCACCUUCCUCAACCGCUGCCGCCGCAUGCAAGAUGUUCGCGACGACAAUGUCUGGUGGCGCUUCCUCGAUCCUAAUGCUAGCUGGAACGAGGUCCUCCACUCUCAUCCUGUCGUAAACAUUCCCAAGAACAACCUCAAGGCUCCUCCACUCGAUCCUGCCAACCCUUCUCCUGGUCACAACUUCCUGCCUGUUCCCUCAUCCUCUGCCAAACUACGUUCGUCUGGUAACGCUUCUGCGUCCGGUACCCCUAGCUCUCCACCCAUGCAGCAACCUUCUGUUGCCGCUCACUCGUCGCCUGGUCCUCAAGUCUUCGGUCGCUUCCCACCCGAUUCACAAAACUUGUCCGAAGAGGACCUUGAUCCCUACUUUGUCCAAUUCGAGAACUCAUCGCGCGAGCUCGAAACUUUGCUACAGGGUUCCAUGGAGAAAGUCAAUCAGCGGACCCUCCAGCACCUUUACAAGCUUGGAGACGAUCUCAUGGAGCUGGGUGGUCGUUAUAACGCUUUCUCCCUUUCUGAACAAUCUGCCGAAGUCGCUGCUGCUAUUGAGAAGGUCGGCCAGGCUUGCGACUUCACAUACAUCCAGACCCGUGAUUUGUCCAGCGGCUUGUCUGCUCAGUUCGCUGAGCCUAUGCGUGAGAGCGCCCAAUUCGCCGGAAUCGUCAAGGGUGUACUGCGAUACAGAGUGCUGAAGCGUGUUCAACAAGAGAUGACUCGUGAGGAGCUCGACAGAAAGAGAACAUCUCUCGAUUCUUUGGAAAGGAGCGAGGCCGAAGCCAAGCGUAUUGAGCAAUACUUCAACAACUCCGGGUCUUCGCCACCUCAACGCAGUAUGAGCACUGGCAGCAACGCUGCUAGACGCAAUCCAGCCAGAGAUCAACUGCCUAGGCGCGCAGAAGACGAUACGGCAAGCAUCGACUCAGACUUCCCUCCUACCAUGGGCAGCGCCCCGAGCGCCGCACAAGGCUCCCCUCACCAGGAUCAAUCUACCAGCCCUACGCAGCAUAAGAGAGGCGCUAGUGGCAAUUUUGUGACCAACAAGAUCUUCGGGCGACUCACUCAUGCUUACCACAAUGUUGUUGAUACUGACCCAGAACGGGUGAGGCGGGAUCAGAUUGGCAAGACGAAGGAAAGCUUGACACAGCUUGAGCAAGCUCUGGAGGUCUCUGAAAAGGACGUCAAGGAUGCAAGUGGUGCUGUACUCAAGGAUCUGAAACGCUUCCAAAGCGACAAGGAAGAGGAUCUGAGGAAAUACAUGCUGGCCUUUGCACGUUGUCAUAUCCAAUGGGCACAACGCAGUCUGGAGACCUGGGAAGAAGCGAGGGUGGAAGUCAACAAGAUUCCAGUAUUGGAACCGAGGUAG
Messenger RNA from Aureobasidium namibiae CBS 147.97, 1884 nucleotides. Its product is annotated as putative autophagy protein Atg20. Gene Ontology annotation, biological process: retrograde transport, endosome to Golgi. Bases 1 to 1884 code for a protein of 627 amino acids. Gene Ontology annotation, molecular function: phosphatidylinositol binding. NCBI's taxonomy places the organism in Eukaryota, Fungi, Ascomycota, Dothideomycetes, Dothideales, Saccotheciaceae. The transcript has 6 exons. The record is from RefSeq and is a predicted model, not a curated record.